Seminavis robusta is the source of this 2116-nucleotide messenger RNA. NCBI's taxonomy places the organism in Eukaryota, Bacillariophyta, Bacillariophyceae, Naviculales, Naviculaceae. The record is from the annotation of a GenBank genome assembly.
CAACACAGCACCAGUCGGCAGCAGUGGCAGCGGUGACAGCAGACGACAGAUUGGUGGAUCCAGCCAAAGCUCCUGUGACAAGUAGUACGGUAGAAGUCGCCAGGGAUCGAAGAGGGCCGACGAAAAGCGAAAGACCAUUUUGUAGACCGCCCACCAGUAGCGGUGGGAAUGAGAUGAGACAGCAAGAUCGUCCAUCUGAUCAGAGUGCAAGGAAAGCAACAGGAGGCAAGCCAUUGUCCACCAGAUCGAAAGGGGCUUCCGACGAGUCAACCCCAUUGCUAUUCAGCGAAGAAGAGUCGGCACGUGUGAAAUUUUCUGACAAAGGCAUCACAACGACGGACGCACACAGCAGUUCGAAUAUUAGGGCGCGGCGGUCUUCGAGCAAAUCUCCGUCAUCGUUUAAUCAGCAUUUCCAGCAGGAACAUCAAGGCGAAACGACGGCGUUGACCAGCUCAAAUCAACCCAUGUACCAAGCCACCGCCGCGGAGACGCACCACGCUCAUAGCAUAGACAACAGCAACAUCAACAACAACCAUCUUCUGGAAGGAGGGGGGGCGACUGAUUACACAGAAAUCACUUACCACGCUAGUUCCAGUGCUCACAGUCAGGGGUCUCAACACAAUAAUCCUCAUGCUGAAGUAGAUGAUUCCAGUCAACACAGUCACUUGAUUUCUCGCACAUCGACAAUCUCGGCAAGGUCCAGUCUUCCUGUCCAAAGACGAGGGAUCAUACAGGGCUUGCAGAGAGGAGACUAUGAAGAGUCAGAGCAGGAUUUGAGCAACAGUGAAACUCACCCUCCCUUGCUGGAGAUUCCAGAGGAGAUUUAUGCCGUACGCAAGUCGGCGCUUCAAGUCCUCAAACCGCUGACAAGAACAUGGGUGGUGGUUACCGUUGGUUUCUCCUUGACGGUGCUUUUUGGAAUGACUCGAUGGACACGGCUGCUGAAAAUUCCAUUUUGGUUCAUCCUCUUACCGUCAUGGUGUUCACACGUGGGCCUCCUGGUAUGUCACCUUUUGUCAGCACAAGCUCUUUCAAAGUUCAUUUCGGAAGCCAAUGAUAGCAGACAACGCCCAGAUUCGAGAGACCACCUGAAUCGAACAGAGUAUCUGCCACUGCUACAGCGAUCACUCAAGUUUGGGUUGAAGACAGGCGUCCUUUCCUUCUUCGUCUUUGUCUUUGAGAUACUGAUCUAUGUCCAGUUGGCUUGGGGCACCGUCUCAUUUGCCGUGGUAUUAUUGCCAAUCUGGCUGAUUGUGAGUGGGGGCAUAUUAGAUGGGAUAAUAUGCAAAACGCAACACUUCCUGAGAGUCAUCUGCUGGAUACUGAUUUGCGUAGCAAUGACAUUGACGGUACUCAAGGUGGACUACGGCAUGGACAUUAUCCGGUGGCGUGUGGUUGUCAGCCCUGUCGUGGCACUGCUCAGCAUCAUCUCUGGAACGCUAAUAUACAUCGUCUACGGACAUCAGAUCGGAUACUACCAGCUCACAGAGUCACAAUUGACGGCCGGAAACCUAUAUUCGCUUGCAGCCUUGAUCUGCAUUGUCCUCUUCGUCGUGAUUGGUGAAGUCAUUCCUCUCACUCGACCUGUGGAGAUUGAAACACGGAUCUUCAUCGUUGUCAUGGCCCCGUUGGUGGUAUGCCUUGUGGGCAUGGGAGCGUGGGUGGUCAGUCGAGACGAAUUUGGACGGCUGCUCCUUUAUGGAGGGCAAGCAGCGGUCCAUCCCAUGAAACUCCGAUGGGAAGCCAAUGGCUGGACUAGCGUGCAAAGCAAAGGAGUGACUACAAUACCCAUGUUUGGUGAAGUAAGCUUUCGACCACUGGAACGAAAGAACUUUGCUGAUGACCCUGACUUGCUCGAAGGCUGCCCAUGCUGUUCCUGUUGCAAGCGAUGUUGUACGUGGUAUCCGUACGAAGACGAAGAACAAGUCGUUGAGGGAGUCGAGGGAAUUGAGAAUCAUCCAUAUCUUGCUCCAUCACCGCCUCCUGGAAUGCGGAUCAACGAUGUGUUGAGAUUCCGUUGAAGUUUAACUCUAAAGCUUCCAAGUAGCCGUUGCUUAUCUGUAAAGUAAAAGUGUUUCGUAGGCAUCCUUUGUGCCGGUAGCUACUAGAAAGGGGA